Molecule: messenger RNA, 3915 nt
Organism: Acanthoscelides obtectus
Lineage: Eukaryota; Metazoa; Arthropoda; Insecta; Coleoptera; Chrysomelidae
Source: the annotation of a GenBank genome assembly
UAUGUCACCCGAGUACUUGCACUAUACCUGACCACAUACUACUCAUUAUCAAAAUGUCUUUUCAUAGAACUAUUUACCUUUACAUAAUAGUGUUAAGAAUAUCCGGUGCAAACAGUGACAAUAGUGAUAGUGAACGGCAAAUAGUGAAAUUCAAAAAAGAUAUCGAUACAAUAGGGAGUGGUUUUGAAGAUCUGAUCUUCGAUGCCAUCGACGGAAUAGUGAAAGAUGCACAAUUACUGAUCAAUGCAGAUUAUGAUGAUGAAAUCCUUGAUAAUGGAUUGAGCAAAAAUACUUUACAGAAACCAUACAAGUUGAAGAACCUCAUCAAAAAGGAAACUGAGAGGGCAACCGUCAGUUUGGGAAAAUAUAGGAAGAAAAGGUCUAUCGACGUUGGACCGACAGCUGAGAAGUUAAGCAAUAUAAUCACCAAAGAAGCAGAUACUGGUAUAUCGAGCUUGAAAAACUUUCUGACCAACCUCAUACCAAUGAAGUCUGAGAUCUCAAAUGUAGUCAAAGUUCCUAAAACACUCCUUGGAACCUUCACCAAACCAGAAAACGUAAAGAAAAGAAACGCGGAACUGAAAAGCAUUGCAGACAUUUUGGAGGACUUGAAUCCUCUACAUGUUGAUCCUUACAAAUUAAAGAGUAACAUUGAAAUCCAAAACUUAAAGAACUUCCUUAAUAGUAUAAAACCGAUAUCAAACGAUUUUGGAACAACAUCAAAUCUAAACAAUAAAGACUUUGGUUUGAGAAAUGUUUUGGGUCCACUAAAAUCUGACUUUGCACACGAUGUGAAAACAUCAUUGUCUCAUUUCAGCAACAUAAUCAAGAAGGGGGCAGAUUCAGUUCAUUUAAGCAAGGUUUUGAAUACUUUAUCCCCCACUGAAGACAAGUUAACUGACUUUACUAAGUUGGUUCAAGACCCCAACAGAUUGAAGGAUAUUGUAAAUAAAAUAUCUGUGAAGCUCGACAACAAUAUAAUGAAGGAGCUCGAGACUACAACUAUGGGACUGUUGGGUAACUUCAUCAAAAGAUCAAAGAGAUCUGCUGCUUCUGAUCAACCAGUUACUGUUGUUGAAGCACCUCUGAUCGAUAAAGGCAAAAGUGACUGCAGAAAGGAUGAAGAUAUGGAAAAGCAAAGAAUACUAGAGCUGAAAGGAGAAAUAAAAAAUCUACAUGACAUUGUAAUGUUAUUAAAAGACCAGCAGAGUGUUAUGACAUCCUUAGACCGUGAAACCAAAGACGUUGACGACAAUUUUGCUCAAAGAUAUAAUAAAAAAGAUCUGCUAAAGAUUUUAGAACAUCUAAGUGAUACUAGUUUCAACGAAGUUGAACCCAAAAUGGAGGAAAAGGGAAUGUCGGACCACACAAGUACAGAUAGUACUGUCCAAGAAGAGCUGAUCAGACUCAAAUCUGAUUUGAGGAAAGCAGUGCGUGCUUUGAACAAAACGAGAGAAAUGCUCAACUAUGAUAAGCAGGUUGAAAGAUCGCUUCAAAACGAAAUCAAGAGGCAUAGGACAGAAUUGAACAUUUUGAAAGCGGUUAUGGAAAGGUUACUCAAAAAUGAUACAGUAAGUGAAGAUGAACCAGUUCUGGGAGCUAUUCUGCAUCAACCAACGGCACUCCCACUGCCGCUCACAGGAAUUACAAUUCCUACAAUUAGAGCGGCCGAUCAUCAGCAAGCCAGAGCUAGUGAUCUAGGAGACCUCAGAAGGCUGCUUCAAAUUGCAAUUGAUAGACAGAACAGAGAAAAUGCAAUGAAAGUACUCCUACAACAGCUAAACGGACAACCACCUGUUAACGGAAGAGAACUCGGCGAUGGAACUCAACUUUUACGGGUGCUGCAACAAGCUGCAAAGCUUAUUGAACAACCAGCACUAGGCAGAAUAGACGACGGCGAUCACGAACUCAAAAGAUUACAAGACGCCAUAGAAUCUCUCAGGCCCAAAGAAGAAAUCAAUCUUCCAGAUAACAGGACUGGCGACAGACAGUUGAAAGAGCUGAUAGACAAACUGAACAGAGAAGAUGCUCCUAAUCCUCAGAAACCUUUACAGAACAAUCCACCUAUUGAUAGGUACCAGGAGCUCUUGAAGCUACUCCAAAAUAGAGAUAAGCCAAAAACCCCUAUUAGGCAGGAUGUAGGUCACAGGCCAACAGGCAACCUUUUCACGCCUGAAGUUGGUUAUGGAGGUUUAAGUAGUGGAGGUGCCGAACCUGGCCAAGCUACGUAUCUCCAUAAUAGAUAUCCACCCUACCGUCCACUAUUCUAUCCACCUCCACCACAUUACCCUAGACUUCCUCCAAUGCAACUUUACGAAUACGAUAGACCAAUAUGGAUGGAUGUUGUUCCUCUCCGUUCACCAGACUUCAUCCCGUAUCAAGGCAUUGCAUCUCAGCAAACUCAUUACAGGCCUCCAGUGAGUCUUGGAGGAGGCGUGUCUCCAUACUAUAGGCCUUUUGAAGAUGACUCAUAUCCAGGGCUUUACAGGCCACCAUCGAGUGCUGGAAUAAAUCCGUCCCAUUCCAUCUUUAGACCAUCUCCUGUCUCCAACUAUGGCGGUGAACCUUCUCCAUCUAUCCAGAAACCACAGCAAAACUAUGGAGUUCCGCCAUCCUCAGGUUUUGGAAAUGAGUCUCCUCAAUCUGUGUAUAGACCGCAGCCGAGCUUUACUCCACCAGAAAACGAUCCACAGUUAGGUCCAGGAGGCUUCCAGUUUUUUCCUGGAUCAGGUUACGAUGUACCUCCUCAAAACGGUGGAAUCCCUCAGGAGGUUAGCAGUUCAAAUGGCGGAGAGGCGCCAGGACUAUAUUCGCAAACAGAUAAUGAGGGCUUGAAUGGAGACAACAAUAAGCCCGUUCAACCCUACAACCCAAACCUCCCUCCUGUGGAAGAAAACAUUCCUCAACAAGCGAAUUUUGCCAAGCCGCCACCCACUCCUCCUCCAAUUGGUUAUGUGAAGAAGCGUACCAGGAGAGCCGUGGACCUUCCCAAUUAUCCUGAAAGCCGACUCUAUGAUGCACUGACCAAUUCGUUGAAGAAAUAUAUCUUUGAAGACGGUGCCAGAAGUCAGGUAUACAACUAUGGAGAAAGGAGGACGGAAAACUUGAAAACACAGUUAGAUGGUAUGCGAAGUAAUUCCCAGCCCAGAAGUUUUGAAUACGCACCGCUAUCGUCCUAUCAGCUUCCGUUACCUCUUCAGCAAUUGUACAAUCCUUCUAAUUCACUGCAACCAUCAGUUUUGAACCCAGUUACGAAGGAAAAACCUGAUGUUAUUGCAACAAUCAUCGUAAAAAUUUUUGACCAUGUUCUAAGUGCAGUACCAACAAUUAUAGAACGUAUUUUUGGUAGAGGAAUCUACGAUCUGUUUAAUUUCAGUGAUUAUAAUAAUUACAGUAAUUAUAAUGGUUAUGGUUACUAUAACGGCCAAAACGACUUACAGAAAUUGUUCAGAGGUCUAGGCAUUUUAGGCUAUGGGCCUCUUAUCAUAUUGAAAAUCAUCGACGGCUUCACAACAUUUAUGAAUAUUUUGAGACGAAACAGCUUUUUCAGAACUUUCCUACUUCCUGCUCUGGUGCUAAUGUUGAUAGCAGGCAGUGUGAUUUUUUUAAUAUGGUGGUUACAGCCAGAUAAUUUUACUUCGAAUUACCAAAAUGUAUAUCAAAGUAGUAAUGGUCAAAAUCAAUAUUACUCUAACGUUCAGCCUCAUUAUAAUAACUAUCGACAAUAUUCUGGACCAUCCAAUAACAAAUAUCGAACAAUGGAUUAUAAUCAGGCCUUCGUUCAUCAGGGUUAUAAUGGCCCAAGUAGAAAUAUUCAAAACCCUCAAAGUAGUUUUGUAAAUAUUUAUAGAUAAAUGCGAAUAACUCAUACAGUAGCUUUUAUACGUAUUUUUUAAUAAAAUAUUUUUCCAGAAA